This is a messenger RNA of Thalassophryne amazonica, 6036 nucleotides long. RefSeq names its product calmodulin regulated spectrin-associated protein 1b (gene camsap1b). The record is from RefSeq and is a predicted model, not a curated record. Gene Ontology annotation, biological process: cytoplasmic microtubule organization; negative regulation of microtubule depolymerization; neuron projection development. Gene Ontology annotation, cellular component: microtubule minus-end. NCBI's taxonomy places the organism in Eukaryota, Metazoa, Chordata, Actinopteri, Batrachoidiformes, Batrachoididae. Gene Ontology annotation, molecular function: calmodulin binding; microtubule minus-end binding; spectrin binding. The coding region runs from base 486 to 5297 and encodes 1603 amino acids. The transcript is spliced from 19 exons.
AAGAAGAAGAAGGCCGUCAACCGAAGCAAGCUUCGAAUAUUAGGCCGUUUUGUUCGGUACGUGCUUCGUCGUUUGAGUAUUAACGUCGCCAGUAGAUAAUUACGUUUGUAUGGGCUGAACGCCGCACAGUUUUCAUCAGGAUAUUUAUGAUGGGACACGCGGUGUGUGAUAGAAAGAUUGUAUUUCGAUAGAGAAGUCUCUGUACGUCGUUUCUUUAUUGGGAACCCAUCCCCUUCUGUUGUUGUUUUUUUCCGCUCCACCGGAGAGCCGUAGUUACACAGGCCGCAGAUUGGAUCUCGUUGCUGGGAGGGACCGUUCACACUCGUCCUGCUGCUAACACGAUUAGCCAACUAAGAUGUGUUGUCGCCGCCGCUGUUGCUGUACUCUCCUCACAGCGGGCCGCUGUUCGUCGAGGCUGGUCCUUGGUUAAGUGUUCGCCCCGACCAAGCUGAAGGCUGACUGUAAAUACAACACACCUGUAAAGGAUGGAUCUCGAGUCAUGUACUGGGGAGGACAGAACCAGGAGAAAAGUGGAUUUGGCCGGAAUGACAGAGGGCACAAUGGAAGUCAUACCACUGGAGAUGUAUGAUUCUGCCAGAGCGAAAAUAGCUGCCAACCUGCGGUGGCUGUUUGCUAAAGCUUAUGGCAUUGAUCAUAUUCCAGAGGACUUGCGGGACCCAUUCUAUACAGACCAAUAUGACCAGGAACACAUCAAGCCACCCGUCAUCCACCUGCUUCUGUCAUGCGAGCUCUAUUGCCGUGUCUGUACCCUAAUCUUGAAGACAGAACAGGCAGCUUCUCUUCAGUCACACAUGUCUGUUAUCCAUGCUUUGUUCCGGAAGGGCAUUUAUGUCGUUGAGAGUGACGAUACACCUGUCACAGAGGAGGACUUGUCCUGUAUGCCCAUCAAAAUGAGUGCUCACAUCCCUAUGAUUGAUGCCCUGAUGAUGGCCUACACAGUGGAGAUGAUCAGCAUUGAAAAAGUGGUGGCUUCUGUCGAACGCUUUUCUACCUUCAGUGCCUCCAAGGAGCUGCCUUAUGACCUGGAGGAUGCCAUGGUUUUUUGGAUCAACAAGGUGAACAUGAAAAUGAGGGAAAUUUCAGAAAAGGAGCACAAAGUAAAGCACCAUCCACUGGAGUCUCCAAGCCACCAGAAAUCUCCCUCCAAAUGGUAUUGGAAACUAGUCCCUGUUCGGUAUCGUCGGGAGCACGCCUCAGGCCGACAGCUGCCUUUCUUCCCACUGCUGGAAGACCUGAUGAGAGAUGUGUGUGAUGGAGCUGCACUGCUCACUGUGGUCCACUACUACUGCCCAGAUCUCAUGAAACUCGAUGAUAUUUACCUGAAAGAGGUACCUUCCAUCGCUGACAGCCUUUACAACAUCCAGCUCAUCAGAGAGUUUGCCAACGAGAAUCUGAACAAAAGUUUCUACCUGACGACAGAGGACAUGCUCUAUGCACCACGUGUGCUCAAGCACAAUGUGAUGGUGUUCAUCGCUGAACUCUUUUGGUGGUUUGAGACUGUAAAGCCAGAGUUUGUCCACCCCAGAGAUCCUCAAGAGUUUAAAGACACUCGAGCCAUUGUUCAGCCCAAGACAGCCCGCCUAGCAGUGCCCAUUUCCAAUGCUACCAAGCGUAGCUUCUUGGCCAGUCCUGGUAUUGCUGAUAACCAGAGCAGCCCUGAAGUCUGUAACAGUCGAGGGGGUCCAUCAUUCAGUCCCUCCCAUCCACUCCUUCCCCUGCGACAGAGGCAGCAGAAGCAGCAAGGAGACGAUGGUACAGGUCUCAGGAACCGCUCCAACUCCCUGACUCAGAUGGAUGGACAACCCAGAGGCUCUUUUGUCGCAUGGUCUGACAGAAGGCAGAGACCUCUGUCCACGAUGAGCCCCUACAUGCUUCACUCAGCCACAGACAGUGAUGCGGACAAGGUUUCUGGUGACAGUGUAAGCUUGGCCAGGUCCAUAAGUAAGGACAGCUUGGCGUCCAACGUUGUUAAUGUCACACCCAAACACCAGGUGUAUGUCCAUCAGCCUUCACAAGCAGCAGUGCGCAGAGUCAAUGGCCAUAAUUUACUUGGAAAUGUCAACGUUGAGGAUGAGAAAGAAACAGUUUUGUCAGUUGGCAGAGCGGAUGCUCCCACCAUUCCUAAAGGAGUUCACGGGAUGCAGGCAACGGCUGCGGUUGGACCCAAAUCUUCCACUGAGUCCAAACCUGCAUCGGAUAGCUUUUACCUUGAACCGCUGAUGCCUGCUGUGCUCAAAGCAGCCAAAGAGAAGUCUGUAUGCCUAAAUAAGGAAGAUGAAAGUGGUGAAGGGCCGCAUACUUCAGGAAGGAGUUCUCUAUGCAGAGGGGAUGGUCCUAAUUUGGUUGUUCAUAGGAAAGCUCCAUUCAGUCUAAAUCAAACCUUUGUCCCUUCUAUUGAGGAGAUGGACUCGUCAACAGAACAGGGUCAAGCAAGUUGCAGGUCUGUUAUCACUAGCAAUGUGGACCAAACCUGCAGAGGGGAUGGUCCUAUUUUGGCUCGUCAUAGGAAAGCUCCAUUCAGUGUGAACCAAACCUUUACUCCUUCUGGUGAGGAGAUGGACUCUUCAGUAGAACAGGUUCAAACCAGUUGCAGGUCUGUUAUCACCAGCAAUGUGGACCCCUUGUCCAGCGAGUCAGCUAUGGGUUUCUAUCUCCACUCAGAUUCUGAAGACUCAAAAUCUGGCUAUGGCUUAGAUCCUGACCUGCUAGAUGUGAAUGAAGAGGAUGAGGAUUUGGAUGUAGUUGUUGCCACUAAGGACCCUAAAUGGUCAAGGAAAACACUGGAAGAAGAUGAAGAAGAAUCAGCCAAGCUCCAUGAGGAUAUGAAUGUAAAAGAGCAUGAAGACAAAGACAUUAAUGGUGGCAGUGGCUGCUCUAGCCCUUGUUUUAGUGCCCAUUCCCAGGCUAGCAGCAUAGCCAGUGGCAGUAUACGCAUGACCUCAUUUGCUGAGCGCAAAGCUCAACAGCAGCGUUUUGGCAGCAACCAUGACUUACACUCCAGUGCAUCAAGCUCUCAAAGGACGACUCCAGAUGGAUCAGAGAGUAGUGGACCUUUGGCCUCCUCUUGGAGGAUCAAGAGAGAUCAAAGCCCCUCCUCACCUUUAGGAGGGGGUACCCUCACAGGUGAAGGAAGUAGUGGUGCUAAUGUGCUAGCUUCAGAAAUUGUCCAGCUCCAUAUGCAGCUGGAAGAGAAACGACGUGCCAUUGAGCACCAAAAAAAGAAGAUGGAAGUCCUGUCAGCUCGGCGGAGGCACAAGCUGGGUAAGGCAGCCUUCUUGCAUGUUGUGAAGAAAGGUGGUGGCAGAAGUGACACACUGCCCAGUCCAUUUAAAGGUGACCUGUCCAAGGAAGACCUCAGUAUAGAGAAAGGAACAUCAGCUAAAGAUAUGUGUGUUGAUGCUGUGAGGGUGGACAAAGAGGUGGAGGCAGCCAGCCUGCCAGGUGCCUUAGAGACAGAAAAGAAAGGUAACAGUGGAAGCUUCUGUCUAGAGGAAGAGUUGGACCUCAACGAGUGCAACCGCACCAUUGAACUGCUGAAUGAAUCCAUUGGCAGCAUCCAGCAACAGAUGAUGCAGCUGUCUCUGCAGCAAAAUAUGUUAAUGAAACAGAAUGUACAGUCUCCCCCUGGUGGAACUCUCCAAACUCCCCUAACCAGUGACAAAACCAGUGACUCAAAGGCUGGGUCAAACUUUCACUUUGGGGAACACAUUUCCAGCACAGGUACCGCACCCAUCAGGAAACCUCCCAAAUUGAGCUCAGGCCGAGGGUCCAGAUCCAAACCAACUGAGCUAAAGAUGUCAAAGGAGCAGAGCCGACAGGCCUCCAAUACCACCCCUCAAUCUGGAUCAGAGACAUUAUCACAACCAAGGCAUGUUGCUGGGGGCAGGUCCCCCAGAACCGAACAACCUGACACUACAAGUUCCAGAAACUCCACAGUAGGCCAGACAAUCGACAGGCCAGGAGCUGCUCAUGCACGAAGUGCCACUUUCCGACUGUUUGACGAGGCGAACAUCCGCCUACCCACCCGAGUGGACCUGUCAGCAAUUACUACCCCAGAGGUGUCCUUGGACAAAUGCCUGUCCAGCAUCUCGAAAGAUUCUGAGCUCAACUCUUCAGACGGGUCAGGGAAGGAGAAUGCUACAUUGUUGGAGUUGCAGCGCAGCAAGGCCCACCUGAUUGAGGUUGAUCUGUCAGAGCUGAAGGACCCUGAGGGAGAGGAAUCUGGUGAGGAUGGAAUGACAGACGGGGGUGAUGGAGAGCAGAAGUCAGUCAUGGGCUUCUUUUUUAAGGAUGAGCAGAAAGCGGAGGAUGAACUUGCUAAGAAGAGAGAGGCAUUCUUGCAGAAGCAGAAGAAAAAAGCCGAGGAGGCCCGGCUCCGCAAACAACAAUUAGAAGUGGAAUCUGAGCUCAAACGAGAUGAAGCCAGACGCAAGGCUGAGGAGGAGCGCAUGCGUAAAGAGGAGGAGAAAACGAGACGGGAGCUCAUAAAGCAGGAUUAUCUGCGCAAGAAACAGCAGGAGAUGUUUGAGGAGCAAGGUCUUGUCAAGCCCAAGACCCCCAAGCCAAAGCUGAAACACCGUUCUAAGCCUGUCUUAAGAGAAGAAUCAUCAACCAGUGAGAAUUUCUCCAAGUGCUCUUCUUCCACACCUGACAACCUGAGCAAUGCGCAGUCAGGCUCCAGUCUGUCCCUGGCCUCUGCCGCCACCAACGAGGCAGACAGCGUCAACUCUGGAGGAGGGGGCUCCCAGCGCUGUGAUUCUGUGGAGUCGUUUCCAGGUAGCCGAAACAGCCGAGCAGCAGAAAGAGACUGGGACAACGGCUCCACUGCGUCUUCCAUCACUUCUUUGGCUGAAUAUACUGGUCCAAAACUGUUUAAGGAACCCAGCGCCAAGUCAAAUAAGCCAAUCAUUCACAAUGCAAUCUCCCACUGCUGCCUGGCCGGGAAGGUCAACGAGCCUCAGAAGAACCAGAUCCUUGAGGAGCUGGAGAAGUGUGAGUCCAACCACCUGAUGAUCUUGUUCCGUGACGGCGGCUGCCAGUUCCGAGCGCUCUACUCAUACUUUCCUGACACUGAAGAGAUUCAAAAGCUGACAGGCACGGGACCCAAGAGCAUCACCAAGAAGAUGAUUGACAAGCUGUAUAAGUACAGCUCGGACCGAAAGCAGUUCACGGUCAUUCCUGCCAAGACCGUGUCCGUCAGCGUAGAUGCACUAACCAUCCACAACCACCUGUGGCAGGCCAAGAGAGCCGCCGUGCCAAAGAAGAACGGGAAAUAAGCAGCCGACUUUAAAAUUCUCUGUCACCCAAACCAUCUGUCCCCAUCUUGCUCGCUUGCUGAACAGACUGCGCUGGCAGCCACAGCGAAACCAAGAGUCGUGUUUCAUGUGAAAACCUGGAAUAAAUGGCAUGCACAUGGUGGCGGUCAUCUGUGCUUGCAGAAGAAGAAACACCAGCUGAAGGCAUUUCAGCAUCUUCUCCCUGUGAUCUGUUCAGGUUCUUUUGGUCCAGCUUCAUUUUUCUACCCCAACCACGACUGAAGCAUGUGGCAUUUUUCUUUGUCUUGUUUGUGGUGGAGUUUGUUUAUUUUAUUUUAAUUUUUUUAACACAACUACUUUUUAUUAAUUCAGCACGGCCACAGUCCAGAGCUCAUCUGCAGCACUAAAACCCAUCUGGUACUCGAACAAACUCUCCACUGGGCAAAGAAUUUGCAAAACAAGAUGUCGGGGGAUUUGUGUCUUGGGAGCAUCUGAAGCUAAAGACCUUUGUACAACCCUUUAGGAUCGUCCUCACAGCAGAAGACGCUUCCUGUCCAACCAGGCUGACAUUACCAAGAUUGCCUCGCCAUGGAUCUGCAAACCUGCUGCUCUGAACUGUCUUCUUUUUGUCACGGGGAGUCCCGCCAUCUCCCUCAGACAUCUGUUUGCCUUUCACGCAUCGUGGUACUAUCGUCUGUUUGUUCAGCCGCUUUUUAAAAACAAAAACUAGACGCUGAUCGCGUAGCACUGGAUGUGUAUA